Drechmeria coniospora is the source of this 2514-nucleotide messenger RNA. Its product is annotated as Transmembrane amino acid transporter family protein. Gene Ontology annotation, biological process: amino acid transmembrane transport. Gene Ontology annotation, molecular function: amino acid transmembrane transporter activity. NCBI's taxonomy places the organism in Eukaryota, Fungi, Ascomycota, Sordariomycetes, Hypocreales, Ophiocordycipitaceae. The coding region runs from base 1 to 2514 and encodes 837 amino acids. The transcript is spliced from 5 exons. The record is from RefSeq and is a predicted model, not a curated record. Gene Ontology annotation, cellular component: endoplasmic reticulum.
AUGCAGAUGCUAAGCACCCUAUACGCCCUCUUGACGCUCGUGCACGUCACCGUUGCGGCACCCUCGACCGAGGCCAGAGGGCUCAGCACGACGAGGCGCGGAGCCAUGGUCUCGGUGCAGAACAACUCGCCACAGCUGCUGAGGAACGUCACCAUCCUCCACAAAUACAGCAACGUCUACAAGAAUGAUCAAACGUGGCCGGAAGUCGGGCAGGACGAGCUCGCGUCGCCUCUGAUGAACGUCGAGUACAACACGGGGCUGUUCACCACCGGCCGCGACUGGUGGGUGCUCGUCUUUGCAAGCGAGGACCUCCAAACGCUGUACGUGACGGACCCGCACAAUGGACGCGCUAUAUUCGACUGGCUCGACCGGGUAUAUCCCACCUUGGUCGGGGUUGGCGCGGGUGCCGCCGUUUCACUUGCGACGCUCGAGACCGGUCCAGUGUCGGUUUUGGCCGGGGCCGCAACGGCGGCCGCUGUGAAGCUCGUCACCGACCAGCUGUUCAACACAGAGACCACGGAUGGGUACAAGCAGCACAUCCUCAGGGAGGAGGAUGAGCUGAAGCUGACCGAGAUUGUCAUUAAUUCGGACUACUCCGUUACCUUCAAGUCCGAGUCGGGCACAUCCGACACCGGCACCAUCUCCAGGGCCACCCUGCCCAUGGUAGCUGCUUCGCAUCGAAGCGUGCGGCGUCCUGGACAACCCAACCAUGGGACAGAAGAGGAGACUCGAGAGGAGACUGGAGAGGAGACUGGAGAGGAGACUCGAGAGGAGACUGGAGAGGAGACUCGAGAGGAGACUGGAGAGGGCGCGACGAUUCUAGCUCAUGCUACCUUGGACGAGAGCCUCCGCGACAAUGUUCAGGGGAGAAACGGGAGCGGCGACACAAUGAUACAGGCCAGCAACCACGGCGAGCCGGUCCCGUACGAAGAAAGUCACGGCCUGCUGGCGGCAAGCGAGCAUGACGAAGACGACCUCGGCGUGCACGGAGGGAAGCUCGACUCCCACGGGGAAGCCGGGCAUAAUGCAAAGACGUCGAAUCGAGUGCAGUUCGACCUUCGACCCGAGGUCAUCGGGGCGGGUAACGGGUCGACGAGAGAGCCGGCGUCACCGUCCGAGUCGAGCCAGAGCUUCGAGUUCGAGUUGGACGAUGUCGAGAACCAGCCGCGGUCCCCCUCGCACCGGGUGCCGCUGCUGACGGACAUGGAGGCGCCGAGCGUCGCCGUCGCCAACUCGUGGGGGAACGCCGAGGGCGAAGGGGACGCGACCGACGAGCUGCACGCGGAGAUGCGACGGCCCAAAUCCGGCCUCCAGUCUGCCUUUAUGAACAUGGCCAACUCCAUCAUCGGCGCCGGCAUCAUCGGGCAGCCGUACGCGCUGCGGCAGGCGGGCCUGCUCGCCGGCAUCCUGCUGCUCGUCGGCCUGACCGUCAUCGUCGACUGGACCAUCUGCCUCAUCGUCAUCAACAGCAAGCUGAGCGGCACGAGCAGCUUCCAGGGCACCGUCGAGCACUGCUUCGGCCGGUCGGGGCUCAUCGCCAUCAGCGUGGCCCAGUGGAUAUUCGCCUUUGGCGGCAUGGUCGCCUUUGGCGUCAUCGUCGGCGACACGAUACCGCACGUCCUCGUCGCCAUCUGGCCGAACCUCGGGGCCGCGCCCGUCGUCGGCCUGCUGACGGACAGGAGGGUGGCGAUUGCCGUCUUCGUCAUGGGCGUCAGCUUUCCGCUGACGCUCUACCGCGAUAUCGCCAAGCUGGCCAAGGCGAGCACGUUUGCCCUCGUCGGCAUGAUGGUCAUCGUCGUCACCGUCCUCGUCCAGGGAGCGCUGGCGCCGUCCGAGUCCCGCGGCUCCUUUAGCACGCCGCUGCUGACGGUCAACGGCGGCAUCUUUCAGGCCAUCGGCGUCAUAUCCUUCGCGUUCGUCUGCCACCACAACUCGCUGCUCAUCUACGGCUCGCUGCGGACGCCGACCAUCGACAACUUCUCGCGCGUCACCCACUACUCCACGGGCGUCUCGAUGCUCGCCUGCCUCCUCAUGGCCCUCGCCGGCUUCCUCACCUUUGGCGACAAGACGCUCGGCAACGUGCUCAACAACUUUCCGUCCGACAACAGCAUGGUCAACAUUGCGCGCCUCUUCUUCGGCCUCAACAUGCUGACGACGCUGCCGCUCGAGGCUUUUGUCUGCCGCGAGGUGAUGCUGACGUACUGGUACCCCGACGAGGCCUUCAACCUGCGGCGGCACGUCGUGUUCAGCAGCGGCCUCGUCGCCGCCGCGACCGUCAUCAGCUUGCUCACCUGCGACCUCGGCGUCGUCUUCGAACUUGUUGGUGCGACGAGCGCCGUGGCCAUGGCGUACAUCCUCCCGCCCAUGUGUUACAUCAAGCUCACGACGCGGAGCUGGCGGACAUACGUGGCCUAUGCCAUCAUCGUCUUCGGAAGCGCCGUCAUGGUCAUCAGCGUGGUCCAGGCCAUUGGAAAGAUAAUACACGGCUCGGAUGGAGCGCCGACAUGUACGUGA